AUGGCCGCAAGCUCGUCCCUCGACCAUCUGAGCAAUCGGAUGAAGCUGGAGUGGCACUCCAAGCUCAACACCGAGAUGGUCCCCGCGAAGAACUUCCGCCGAACCUCCAUCAUCUGUACUAUCGGCCCCAAGACGAACUCCGUGGAGAAGAUCAACGCGCUCCGCAAAGCCGGUCUCAACGUCGUCCGCAUGAACUUCUCCCACGGCUCGUACGAGUACCACCAAUCCGUCAUUGACCACGCUCGCGAAGCCGAGAGGCAGCAGGCUGGACGUCCUGUUGCUAUCGCUCUUGAUACUAAAGGACCUGAGAUCCGUACCGGAAACACUGUCGGAGAUAAGGACUUUCCCAUUAAGGCCGGCCACGAGCUCAACAUUACCACCGACGAGCAAUAUGCCACCGCCUCCGAUGACCAGAACAUGUACCUCGACUACAAGAACAUCACCAAGGUGAUCUCCCCUGGCAAGCUCAUCUAUGUCGAUGAUGGUAUCCUUUCAUUUGAAGUCAUCGAGGUCGUAGACGAUAACACACUGCGCUGCCGAUGCUUGAACAACGGCAACAUCUCUUCCCGCAAGGGUGUCAACUUGCCUGGCACCGAUGUUGAUCUGCCUGCCCUCUCCGAAAAGGAUAUCAGUGAUCUGAGAUUUGGUGUCAAGAACAAGGUCGAUAUGAUUUUCGCUUCAUUUAUUCGUCGUGGAAGCGACAUCCGUCACAUUCGUGAGGUGCUCGGUGAGGAGGGCAAGGAGAUUCAGAUCAUCGCCAAGAUCGAGAACCAACAAGGUGUCAACAACUUUGACGAGAUUCUUGAGGAAACCGAUGGUGUCAUGGUUGCCCGUGGUGACCUUGGUAUCGAAAUCCCUGCUCCCAAGGUGUUCAUCGCCCAAAAGAUGAUGAUCGCCAAGUGUAACAUCAAGGGCAAGCCUGUUAUCUGUGCCACUCAGAUGCUCGAGUCCAUGACAUAUAACCCUCGCCCGACUCGUGCCGAGGUUUCCGAUGUCGCCAACGCUGUUCUCGACGGUGCCGACUGUGUCAUGCUUUCAGGAGAGACCGCCAAGGGUAACUACCCUUGCGAGGCUGUCACAAUGAUGUCCGAGACCUGUCUGCUCGCUGAGGUUGCCAUUCCUCACUUCAACGUUUUCGAUGAGCUGCGCAACCUCGCUCCUCGUCCCACUGACACUGUCGAGUCGAUCGCCAUGGCUGCCGUGAGUGCCAGUCUUGAGCUCAACGCGGGAGCGAUUGUUGUUCUCACCACUAGCGGUAACACUGCUCGCAUGAUCUCCAAGUAUCGUCCCGUCUGCCCCAUCAUCAUGGUUUCUCGCAACCCCGUCGCUUCAAGGUACUCACACUUGUACCGCGGUGUCUGGCCCUUCCUCUUCCCCGAGAAGAAGCCCGACUUCAACGUCAAGAUCUGGCAGGAGGAUGUCGACCGUCGCCUCAAGUGGGGUAUCUCGCACGGUCUCAAGCUUGGCAUUAUCAACAAGGGCGACAACAUCGUCUGUGUGCAGGGCUGGCGCGGUGGCCAGGGCCACACCAACACCGUCCGUGUGGUCCCCGCCGAGGAGAACCUUGGUCUCUCUGAGUAA
Messenger RNA from Aspergillus calidoustus, 1581 nucleotides. Lineage: Eukaryota; Fungi; Ascomycota; Eurotiomycetes; Eurotiales; Aspergillaceae. The record is from the annotation of a GenBank genome assembly.